This is a messenger RNA of Alternaria burnsii, 642 nucleotides long. Its product is annotated as glycoside hydrolase. NCBI's taxonomy places the organism in Eukaryota, Fungi, Ascomycota, Dothideomycetes, Pleosporales, Pleosporaceae. Gene Ontology annotation, molecular function: glucan exo-1,3-beta-glucosidase activity. Bases 1 to 642 code for a protein of 213 amino acids. The record is from RefSeq and is a predicted model, not a curated record. The transcript is spliced from 2 exons. Gene Ontology annotation, biological process: glucan catabolic process. Gene Ontology annotation, cellular component: cell surface; extracellular region.
AUGGUUACCUUCAGCAUCAUUGCCACUUCUCUUGUCUCCUUCAUCCCUUCGCUACUGCCAGUCCGACAGCGCGUCAGCAACCUGCCUACCUCGACUGGAAAACGCUCAAAGCCAAUGUUGUCAAUCUUGGAGGAUGGCUCGCCCAAGAAGCUGUCAUUGACCCAAAUUGGAUCGAAAUGCGGUCCUGUUCUCGAGCGACACUAUGCUCCGUUCAUCACGCCGACCGAUAUCGACAAGUUAGCUACUGCUGGUGUGAACAUCUUGAGGAUUCCAACAACGUAUGCCGCUUGGAUCAAAGUCCCUGGGAGUAACUUUUAUAGUGGCAACCAAGCUCAGUUCUUCAAGAACAUUGCCUCCUAUGCGAUCGCAAAGCACGGUAUACAUAUUAUCCUUGACAUUCACUCCCUUCCCGGAGGCGUAAACGGCAUGGGCUUCGGCGAAGGCGAAGGCCGCUUUGGAUGGUUCAACAAUGUAACGAACCUCGACUACUCUCUACGCGCUGUCGAUGCUGCAUUGGCUUUCAUUCAAUCCUCCGGUACUCCACAGUCGUACACUCUUGAGCCAAUCAAUGAAUUAGUGGACAACCGCGACUUCACAACAUUUGGAACACCAGCCGCUUUGACGGAAAACGGCGUUGCGUGA